Molecule: messenger RNA, 3011 nt
Organism: Mangifera indica (mango)
Lineage: Eukaryota; Viridiplantae; Streptophyta; Magnoliopsida; Sapindales; Anacardiaceae
Exons: 3
Coding region: 33-2942 (969 amino acids)
Molecular function (GO): UDP-glycosyltransferase activity
Source: RefSeq, a predicted model, not a curated record
AUUUAGAACUUGCAACUGGUGAAGCGCUAGCAAUGUCGACUUAUCACAUAGCUAUGUAUCCAUGGUUCGCCAUGGGUCAUCUUACCGCAUUUUUUCAUAUGGCCAACAAACUUGCUGAGAGAGGCCAUAAAAUCUCCUUCCUAUUACCAGCAAAAACACUUCUUAAGCUUCAACCUUUCAAUCAUCACAAACUCCUUAUUCACUGCAUUCCAAUCACUGUUCCUUCCGUCAAUGGCCUUCCUCCUGGAGCUGAAACAACCAAUGAUAUUCCUUCUCCAUUGCAACCGCUUCUCAUGUCAGCCAUGGAUCUGACUAGGCCUGCCAUCGAAGCUAUUCUUUCUCACCUUAAACCCCGACUACUGUUCUUCGAUUACGCCCACUGGGUGCCAGAAUUGACGCAAAAGCUAGGCAUCAAAUCCAUAAAUUUUUGCAUUGUUAGUUCUGCCACAAUCAGUUAUCUGUUAAGCCCGGAAAGAAAACUUUGUCAGAAGGUUUUGACAGAAGCUGAUUUAUUGCACCCUCCGCAAGGUUUUCCUCCUUCAAAGAUCAAGUUACAUAUCCAUGAAGCUCAACAACUAGCAGCUAUAACCAUGCAAGACUAUGGUGGCUUAUCAUUCGCAGAACGAAUAUUAACAUCUUUUAAUGAGUGUGAUGCAGUUGGUUUCAAAGCUUGCAGGGAAAUGGAAGGGGCUUAUUGUGAUUAUACUGCAAUCCAGCUUAAAAAGCCAGUUCUUUUGGCAGGGCCUGUAGUGCCAGAACCUCCUACUCUAACUUUGGAAAAACAAUGGGAAACAUUGCUGGCUAGUUUCAAAGCAAAAAGUUUGAUAUUCUGUGCAUUUGGGAGCGAGUGUAUCAUGGAAAAGACCCAGUUUCAAGAAUUGGUCUUAGGUUUUGAGCUCACUGGUUUACCAUUUCUGGCCGCUCUAAAACCACCAAUGGGACACGGUACAAUAGAAUCUGCAUUACCUCAAGGGUUUGAAGAAAGAGUAAAAGGAAGGGGAUAUAUUCAUGGAGGGUGGAUUCAGCAACAACUGAUUUUGAAGCACCGUUCUGUGGGUUGUUUUGUGACCCACUGUGGGUCAGGUUCAUUAACAGAGGGAAUGGUGAGCGACUGCCAAUUAGUCUUGGCUCCAAAUACUGGAGAUCAAUAUAUUAAUGCAAGACUGAUGAGUGGAGAUCUUAAAGUCGGAAUCGAGAUUGAGAAAGGAGAUGAAGAUGGGUUGUUUACAAGGGAUGAUGUAUGCAAGGCUGUGAAAGCUGCAAUGGAUGAUGACAGUGAAGUAGGCAAAGAGAUCAGGGAAAAUCAUGCUAAAUGGAGGGAGUUUUUAUCAAGGGAAGAACUUGAGAAAUCUUACAUUGAUUUCUUUGUUCAGGAGCUGCAUGGCCUGUGCAAUGAAGGCUCCAAAGAGUCCAAGUGCUGGAAUUUAGGUGGUUCUUUAACUGAUGGAAAAAUAAUUGAUGUUCUUGGAUUGUUGCUUGCAGCUGUCAUUGAACGUAGCCCGAAAAUGAGCCAUACAAAGAAUUUAGAACCUGCAACUGGUGAAGAAAUAGCAAUGUCUACUUAUCACAUAGCUAUGUAUCCAUGGUUCGCCAUGGGUCAUUUUAUCCCAUACUUUGAAAUGGCCAACAAACUUGCAGCGAGAGGCCAUAAAAUCUCAUUGCUUUUACCAGCAAACACACUUCCCAGGCUUCAACCUUUCAAUCAUCACAAACACCUUAUUCACUGCAUUCCAAUCACUGUUCCUUCCGUUGAUGGCCUUCCUCCUGGAGCUGAAACAACCAAUGAUGUUCCUCCUCCGUUGCGGCCCCUCCUCAUGGCAGCCAUGGAUCUGACUCGGCCUGCCAUCGAAGUUAUUCUUUCCGAACUUAAACCCCAACUCGUGUUCUUUGAUUUCGCUUACUGGGUGCCAGUAUUGACACAAAAGCUCGGCAUCAAAUCCCUAAAUUUUUGGAUUGUUAAUCCUGCUUCUGUUAGUCAUCUGUUAUUAAGCUCAAAAAGAAAUCUUUGUCAGAAGAUUCUGACAGAAGCUGAUAGAUUGCACCCUCCGCAAGAUUUUCCACUUUCAAAGAUCAAGUUACAUGCCCAUGAAGCUCGACGACUACUUUCUUUCUAUAUUAAAGACUUUGGUGGCUUGCCAUUUUCAGAACUAGUAUCAGCAUCUUUGAAUGAGUGUGAUGCAAUUGCUUUCACAACAUGCAGGGAAAUUGAAGGGGCUUAUUGUGAUUAUAUUGCAACCCAGUUCAAAAAGCCAGUUCUUUUGGCAGGGCCUGUAGUGCCAGAACCUCCCACUAGAACUCUAGGAAAACAAUGGGAAACAUUGUUGGCUGGUUUCAAAGAAAAAAGUUUGAUAUUCUGUGUAUUUGGGAGCGAGUGUAUCAUGGAAAAAACCCAGUUUCAAGAACUGGUUUUAGGUUUUGAGCUCACUGGUUUACCCUUUCUCGCCGCUCUAAAACCACCACUGGGACACGAUACAAUAGAAUCGGCAUUGCCUCCCGGGUUUGAAGAAAGAGUAAAAGGAAGGGGAUAUAUUCAUGGAGGUUGGAUUCAGCAACAACUGAUUUUGAAGCAUCCUUGUGUGGGUUGUUUUGUGACCCACUGUGGGUCAGGUUCUUUUUCAGAGGGACUGGUGAGCGAGUGCCAAUUAGUUUUGGUUCCAAAUGAAGGAGGUCAGUUUAUGAUUGCAAGGCUGAUGAGUGGAGAUCUUAAAGUUGGAAUCGAGAUAGAGAAAACAGAAGAAGAUGGGUUGUUUACAAGGGAAGAUGUGUGCAAGGCUGUGAAAGCUGCAAUGGAUGAUGACAGCGAAGUAGGGAAAGAGAUUAGGGAAAAUCAUGCUAAAUGGAGGGAGUUUUUAUCAAGUGAAGAACUAGAGAAAUCUUACAUUGAUGUCUUUGUUCAGGAGUUGCAUGCCUUGUACAAUGAAGGCUCUAAAAAGUCCGAGUAAUGCUCUUAAAUUGCACGGCUUGUACUAAAAUUCAUCUUGAUGGUACGUAAUUUGGUGAACUUUGGGCAA